Molecule: messenger RNA, 1867 nt
Organism: Mercenaria mercenaria
Lineage: Eukaryota; Metazoa; Mollusca; Bivalvia; Venerida; Veneridae
Exons: 6
Coding region: 99-1739 (546 amino acids)
Molecular function (GO): protein binding
Source: RefSeq, a predicted model, not a curated record
UAUGAAUUUGGUAUAUUAAUGUAUAAUUUUGUUAGCUGACAUAGUCACCACGCAUUUUCUGCAGGAUUUUUCGGUACAAAUUGAGAUAUAAAUUAAAAAUGGAGGUAAAAGAAUUAAUUAAAGAAACAAUAAUAAGAUGGAGUAAAGCGGUGGAGCUACAUAAUUCUGGGAAGUACAGGGAGGCGGCAGAAUGUUAUUCUGAAAUAAAAGACGUUUCGGCAAGAAUGUGCUAUAACCAGGCUUGUGCUUACAUAAAACUCGACAGCAUAGACAAUGCUAUCCAGAGCCUAUCCCGUGCGAUUGAGAAAGAUGAACAUUUAGCUAUAGCUUAUUUUCAACGGGGGACUUUGUAUCUUCAGAACAACAGCACCUUGAAGGCUGUAGCUGACCUGGAGAUGACCCGUACCUUACUGCGAGGAAACACACACAUAGACUAUAAACCACUCGGUCUAUACACUAGAAUAAGCAGCUUUCAGACUCUACAAAAUCUUGCUCUGGCAUAUGUUAGCGCUAAAAGAUUAGAAGAUGCUCGGAGAUCGCUGACUGAAGCUGUUCACGACGCCGAUGAUCUUCAAAGGAAAAUUAUCACUGUAUCACUGGAAAGAAUUGAUGAUUCUCGCACAGAUCUUAUCCCAGUGAUGCAAGUAUCAGUGGAUAAAGUAUUUACCCCACCCAAAUCUGUCACACAGAACCUUGAGAAGAAAGGCAUUGUUAGGAAAGCUAAAGUAGUGUCUGCUACCAAUACAGACGAUAGAAGUGCAGCUUUCGACGGUUCGAAAAGGGUUCGUGAAUUAAAGCAAAUGCCGAAACCGCCAACGAGUCCAUUCAACGCAUUGAAGCGUUUUGUAAAGAACCAACCGCCACUAAAGCACAGCAUCUCGGGCCUAAACGAAGUAACUGUAACAAAAGGAAUGAAAUCGAGCAAAUCAAUGAGUGACCUCAAUACACACGACACUUCGUUUUCUGUCGGAAGUCGUAGUCCAAUUGUAAGGGUAAGGCGUCUGUUUCAGAAAAGAACGCCUAGCUCGGCAGACAAAAAUACUAGUCCUGGUAUAAGACUGAACCAUUCAUUUGGUGAAUUGACUGGACAAUUGAGUCCGCCUGCAGUCAACACUGUAAAGACUUCACCGCGUACUGCCUUCGCGGGAGUGAGAAAACUUCUGAAUAAUAAACAAAAGUGUCAAUCGAGCGUCACAUCGUGUGACGACGUGCCGGUUUUAAUGAUGAGAGGAAGUAGGUCUACCGGAGAUUUAAGUAAUAUUGACACGUUAUCGUCUAAACGUAAUAGCGAAGGAGAUUUACCACCGUCUUCCAAUAUCAGAUCUAAAAGCACGUCGUACGAAAAACUGAAUUUUGAUUCAAAGCACCAUAGAAAUUCUCUUGGGUCUGUCUUCGGUGACUACCUAACCAUUGUCGGCCGGAGUCUAUCGUGGUCUUGCGACGUCCUUACGGCUGUAGCCACACCGAUAGAGUAUGAGAAUGACGUAAUCAACGUAGACCAAGGUCAAGAAUCAGUAAGCACAGAUUGUAAAGGAUCACCUGUAGAAAACGAAAGCGACAAACCUGUUACGUUUUACAUUAACACCACACCAGAUAAUGAGGGUAAUGUUAAGACAUCAAAAACAAACGUCACUGACAAAGCGAAGGACAAAACGUCACCGGCAACUAGGAAAUCUCGUCCACCUCCACCUUCUUACCCUCCACCUCCUCUCCCUCCAAAUAUUGUCAUUAAUGUAUAAUGAUCUGUUAGUAAUUAUUGUAUUGCUGAAUGAUUUAAGUAUUAGCCUAAUAUUCUAUAUUUAUUUGAUAAUUUUGUAAUUUUUGCUCUGCUGGCAGACUUGUUUCUAAAUAAAUUUCUUAAAUUUUA